This is a messenger RNA of Rodentolepis nana, 984 nucleotides long. The record is from the annotation of a GenBank genome assembly. Lineage: Eukaryota; Metazoa; Platyhelminthes; Cestoda; Cyclophyllidea; Hymenolepididae.
AUGGCUUCUGAAGAUACAUCUGUGUGGAAUAGUUUCAUUCAAUCUCUCGAUGUUGAUCCAGACAAAGCUAAAAACAUCGAGCAAUUGCCAGAAAGUCAAAAGCGGCAGCUUAUCGAGUCCUAUACAAUCAAAACAUCCAAACACUCAGCUUUUCACUAUGUAACCUUAAUCAAAGGCCUUCGUAAUUGUCGGGGCUCACUUAGCAAAUCUCGAAAAGGCAAUCUACAAACUGCACGAGAGGUCCUUAAUGCUACUGAAAUCUCUCUUCGCACUAAUAAUGUUUCAUGGGUUUAUGAGUUUCUCGACAAAGGAGGUCUUCAAGUUCUUCAAGAGUAUAUGUCGAAGACAGUCCAGAAUAUGCUCAGUAGCUCCGCUCUGCCACCAAGUAUUUGUCGACGGAGACACUGCCUUCAUAGUACUCCAAAUGUAAAUGAUGAUCAGCUCUCUUUGGAAUGCUCGAUGGAAUACGCAGACAGGGCUAGCACUGGAUCUCGUAGUCUCUUUUGUCAUCGGGGUGGAACUAGUACUUCUAACAAGAAAUCUAACUCUAGAAGUGCGAGUGUUAACAAGCGUCGGCAUUCCUCGAAUAAGGAUAAUGCAUUAGCUACAGCAAAUUACGAAAGCAUACACCUUGGUGUUAAAUGUUAUCGGGCUCUACUUAACAAUCAGCGUGGAUGUACUAUGAUCUUCGAUCAACCUGAGAGUAUAAAUACUAUUGCGCUGUGCCUGUUACAUCCUAGUUUUCAAACCAAGACACUCGUGCUGGAGUUGCUGGCAGCGGUUUGUCUAAUUGUUGGUGGCCAUGAACGAGUGAUUGCUGCAUUUGACGAAAUUUGUCGUGAAUUGGGCGAGAGUCGGCGAUUCGAGACCCUUGUGUUCUUCUUCCGCAGUCACGAACGUCUUCCAUCUGACGAUUAUUCCAUUGACUUUAUGCUGGAUGAUCACAACGAAUACAGUGGAAGGGAAUCCUGGGUCUCCCGGUAA